AUGACAGCCACUGUAGAAGUGAAUGGUUCGGCAAUAGCAAUUGCUAUUUUCUAUUUGAUCUAUUCGAUUGCAUGCAUUGCACUGCAUAUUCUCGAAAUAAUCGCAUGCGUACGAGUAUCACGCAAAUUUGUCGGCUUUCGUUUCAUCGUUCAUCAGUCUUCGGCAGAUAUUUUAACGCUCUUGGAAUAUGGUAUUUGCGAGGGCAUUAUGGUGCUCACAAACAAGGCUCUCAAUACGCAAACAAAGCGAUUGUUCAUGAACGUCUUCAGCAGUUUCGUCACGUAUUCAGUAACGACACCAGUAAAAAGUCGUUACGGCGUAACGGCCAGCUCAAGCGCUAACGACACAACACAAACGAAGAUUUACUACUACGUUUUUACGGCUAUCACUUAUGCAUUGAAUAUCAUUUUUUACCUACUGAUUGUUGUGGCACUUUUAAUCACUCGUAAACAACACAAUAAGGUAGUUGCAACGACUAACAAUAGUGGAUCUUUAAGUAGGUGUAUGGGAAAACUGGAUGCUAAUGAAGAAGCAUAUCGGAGUGUUGAUCGAUCACUUUUAAUUUCGGGUUUCAUCAACUGGGUUGUUUCCGUUAUCACCGAAGUGUUGUUACGAUUUGUGGAAUUCAAUGAACCAUGGCAACAAUUCUAUAUGAUUACAUUAUUUCUAACGCAAUGCUGGUUGAACUCAGCAGUUCGUUUGGCGAUCAGUGCCACAUUGAGACGAGAAAUUCACACAAUGCUGUGUUGGUAA
This is a messenger RNA of Anisakis simplex (herring worm), 753 nucleotides long. Lineage: Eukaryota; Metazoa; Nematoda; Chromadorea; Rhabditida; Anisakidae. The record is from the annotation of a GenBank genome assembly.